UUUUAAACUAAUUCCGCCAAUUUUGUUGCUGCUGCAGGUUGAGAGAGAUGCUUCGAGUUGGCUCCUCGGCGGCUGGCCGUGCCUUCCGGUCUCUGAACCGCCGCCAUUACCGCCAAAUUCUUGUUUCUCAUUUUUCUCAUUCUUUCGCGAAGGCCCCUCACAGUUUCCGAAGUUACAGUAAUGGCAUUAAUAACUGCAAUUUCUGGCGGCUUUCACGGUACUCCCUGUCGUCGUACUCCACCAUCGCCGGCGCCGGCUUGAGCAUUGAAAAGGCUUCCUCUGAAGCUGAUUCGGUUGAGCUAGAGCUGCAAACAGAGGUCUCGCCGCAGUUGAGAACUGGAUUAGACGGGGAAGCUCUUUCGGCCUUUUUAGCAAUAGAGUUGGCAUUGGAUUCUGUGGUGAAGAUAUUUACUGUUACAAGUAGCCCUAACUAUCAUCUUCCAUGGCAGAACAAGUCACAGCGCGAGACAAUGGGUUCUGGCUUUGUUAUAUCCGGGAAGAGAAUCCUCACAAAUGCUCAUGUGGUGGCCGAUCACACAUUUGUGCUUGUGAGGAAACAUGGUUCGCCUACUAAAUACAGGGCUGAAGUUCAAGCUGUUGGUCAUGAUUGUGACUUAGCUAUUCUAGUUGUGGAAAAUGAAGAGUUCUGGGAGGAUAUGAAUCCAUUGGAGUUUGGUGAAAUUCCCUAUCUUCAAGAAGCUGUGGCUGUUGUUGGUUAUCCCCAAGGAGGUGAUAACAUUUCUGUUACGAAAGGGGUUGUUUCUAGAGUUGAACCAACACAGUAUGUACAUGGUGCAACGCAGUUGUUGGCGAUUCAGAUUGAUGCUGCUAUUAAUCCAGGGAAUAGUGGAGGGCCAGCAAUCAUGGGCGAUAAAGUUGCUGGGGUGGCUUUCCAAAAUCUGUCAGGCGCAGAAAACAUUGGAUACAUCAUUCCUGUCCCUGUGAUAAAACAUUUCAUAGCUGGUGUUGAAGAAAGUGGAAACUAUAAAGGAUUCUGCUCCCUGGGUCUGUCAUGUCAAUCCACUGAAAAUGUACAACUUCGGGAAAACUUUCAAAUGAGGCCAGAUUUGACAGGAGUGAUGGUUAACAGGAUUAAUCCACUCUCCGAGGCACACAAAGUUUUGAAGAAAGAUGAUAUUAUCCUCUCAUUUGAUGGUAUACCCAUUGCAAAUGAUGGAACAGUUCCUUUCCGAAACAGAGAGCGGAUUACAUUUGAUCAUUUAGUUUCCAUGAAGAAACCAAAUGAGAGUGCUGCACUCAAGGUGUUAAGGAAUGGUGAAGAGCAUGAGUUCAAUGUUGUCCUUAGACCAUUGCAGCCACUGGUUCCAGUCCAUCAAUUUGAUAAGCUCCCGAGCUACUUUAUUUUUGCUGGUCUGGUCUUUGUUCCCUUGACGCAACCCUACCUUCAUGAAUAUGGAGAAGAUUGGUACAACACAUCCCCUCGUAGAUUGUGUGAAGCAGCCCUAAGGGAAUUACCCAAAAAGGCCGGUGAACAAUUCGUCAUUCUCUCUCAGGUUUUUAUGGUCUCCCAAUUUCCCUUUUUCCAGAUCUUCAAUAACCAAAUUAUUUGCUAAUGAUAUUGCAGCCAUUUGCUUGUUAGGAAAGGAAAAAUUUGCCUUGUAGAAAAGGGGAGGAGAAAGGCAGAAUGAGUGUUUGUAAUUUCGAUAAUAUGGAUGAAUUUGUUGAAAUUAUGGUCAUUUGUUGAGUUCAUUUUGAAUCCAGAUUCAUGAGAAGAUUUGUUGGAUGGUACUUAUAAACCAUCACGUUUUGUGAUGUGUUAGCUGUUCUUUUUAGGAGCUUGCUUCACUUAAUAAGUUAACUUUAGUUUCCUUGACUCAAAGCUAAGUUUAAAAGAAAAGAAAAGAAAAUUUGUCUUUAGCUUUUAACAAGCUGCUGGGUUCUGCUCUUGGUCCUCUUUUCUGCUAGUUUUUUCUAUUCCCUGCACCAUUUCAGUAUGCCAGAAGCUCAAAUGAAUUGCUUAGGACCUGGGGGGCACAGGUGUGAUUUUAAAUCUCUAGACAUUGGAGCUGUCGAAUGUUGUAAAUCAAUAUAAAUUUGCUGAAUCUCGAUUGUAAAAUGUUCCCACUAAUGCAUGUUUGGUAAAAUUCAAAGGAAGAUGGGUUCUAUGGAGACAAGCUUUUAGGGAUUUAAUCUUCAAAAUAGUUUACAUUUUCAAGUAAUCAAACCCAGCCCCAGGCCCCACAUGUAUAGUAAUCCUCUUGGCUUGUUGAAAUCUUUUUUUUAACGAGGGCAGUGAAUGCAAAGCAAUCACAUGUUAUAUUCUUGAUACAUUUAAAAGGAUUGGUGCAGUUUUUCUUGUUGUACUAAAACUAAGCCAUGACAAUCAUUCUUAGAUUAUAUGGCUGAGGCAUAUUCAGUGUACAUUCAUAAAUAACAUAAACAUUACAGAAAGUUUGCUUUCUGGCCAUCUUUUAGCAAUGUUAUUGAUAAGUACUUUGAGCUGUAGUUGUUGUCCCCAUGACGUAUCUUAUCUGCGUGCACCAUGGUGAUAGACUGAGAUAUACAUCAUGUAUUCAGCUUUUCUUUGCAAAUUGUAAAUCCUGGAAAAGAAAAUAUGGUGUAUUUUAAAAUUUUAUGAGUUUCCCUCUCCACUAAGCAAACUGUUUGAUUUUAGGUACUCAUUGAUGACAUCAACACUGGUUAUGAGCGCCUAGCGGAGUUACAGGUACAGUGGCUGUAACUUUGUUUAAAAUGCCCAGUCACAGAAGUUCCUUUUGUCUUCCGUCUUUCGCUCCGUUAAAGUGCUUAUAAUUUCAAAGCAAAUUGCAUUGAUUUGAUGUAUGGAAGCAAGAAAGCAACAUUUCUAGGGACUUACCUUUCAUGAGCAUUAUCUGCUUUGGCAUGCAUAGCAGCUAAAAAGUUUCCACUUUUCUUUCAUGUUUGUGUACUCAUCCUUUCAUAUUGAUGAUGCUUACUUUACAUUCAUUAACUUUUGAUCACACUUCAUAGCCUCUUCGAAAUGAAUCUCAUAAAAAGCUGCAUAAGUUAGCAACAAAACAGAGCUCAGUAUUGUGCGACUACAAGAUCUCUCUUAGUCUGCAUUCCCGUUUGUUGUAAAAAAUAGUGAACCAGUCGGAUACAGGAAACAGUUUGCUGGUUCUUUUUUUUUUUUUCAUUUUCCUGUUUGCAUUUGUAAAACC
Messenger RNA from Oldenlandia corymbosa var. corymbosa, 3161 nucleotides. Lineage: Eukaryota; Viridiplantae; Streptophyta; Magnoliopsida; Gentianales; Rubiaceae. The record is from the annotation of a GenBank genome assembly.